UAAUGAUAUAAUAAUACAUGAGAGGAACAGAGUCCUAUUGGCAGGUGUGGGCUCGCUAAGAUGAGGUAGCCAGACUGCCAUCUAACCCACGUUACAUACCAAGCGAGGACUAACUGGAAAAGCAGGAAAUAGAAAUGAAACAUCUCACUUGUCUUUUACUCUUCGGUAACCGGGAAGUGAAACCCCAAAUACUGGCAAGCAACAGCGGUGAAAGUUGUUUACUAUCUUUUUUCUGCACUGAGACCGCCGGUCACACCAAACGGCUGCGUAGAGAAUGUGGGAAGUGUACGCGAGAUGUUUUACAGCCAGCUGACCGCGAGAGAACAACCUGUCAAGCCUGUCAGAUAAUGUAUGGAAGCCGAGGAGGGGCAGCACAGUUCCCACUCCUGAUGGUCUCUAUACAACCAGCCUGCUUUUUAAUCCACAGUCGGACCGCAUUUGCUCUGGAGGAAUUACAGCCACUGCUUCUUUUGUUUCGUCAAACUGGCGCAAACUAGCCAAGACUUAGACUGGAAGUUAAGUUUUUUUCCUUGUAAACAACGCUAGUAAACGAGUAGCCUACUCGCUAACCGGGUGGGCACACAAACGCUGAGACUGUCCGUGUGAACUCGAGGACUGGGAGACAAAUGUAACCACCGUGGGUAGAUACAGGACAGCAGGAACUAUACAGCCAACUGUUUUGUUACUGUUAUUGUACAAGUGAAAUUUUUGGCGUGAUAAUACACCCUUUUACAACUGAAUAGUUUACAUUUAUUAAUUUAUGCCAAUAGGAUGAUUGUUAUAACCUCACUGCGAAAACCAGAAUGAAGGUGCUGUAUUAUUACCUGGACGCGGACUUUGAAAAACUACAUACCGGAAGUCUAAUGUGUUGUCAUUGUGUGUAGUUUGACUACAUGCUGAUCGGAUCACAUAUCUAUCCCGUAGCUGUCCACUUCUUCCUCCUUCCUAACUAAAUGAUUAUGGAGCUCGUGCAGUGUCCCGACAGCACACACGGCGCGUCUCUCCGUUUCAGCGCACCCAGAGUCUGCAGGUAGCCCGGCAGGUGGCUCAGCGGCAUGCCGUCUGAUGUGGAGUACAGCCCGGUGGGAGAGGGGCUGGGGAUGCGGGACUACUGGUUCUAUGUGUGGCUGCGGAGGGCGGCGGUGAUAGCUGCUCAUGUCACCGGCCUGGGCCUGACCCUCAUCAUCUCCCUGCUGUCCAGACCCGGAACCAGUCUGUUUUCUUGGCAUCCAGUGUGUAUGUCUGUUGCAUACUGCCUGUGUAUGACUGAAGGCAUCCUCCUCUUCUCGGCUGAAGGAUCCCCCUUUUGCUUCAAAUCUCGGAAGGGUAAAGUCCGUCUCCACUGGUUUUGUCAGGGUCUGGUCCUGAUAGCUGCUGCCACUGGGCUGGGGUUCAUGGUUGCCAGCAAGAACGUGUCCGAGAUUCCCCACCUGGUCAGCUGGCACAGUCUGCUGGGCAUCUGCACCUUGGCUGCCACCGUGCUCCAAGCGGGUUGCGGUAUCUGCGUGAAGUUCCCAAAGCUGCUGCGUCUUUCCUCCUCUCCACCGAGGCUGAAGCUGUACCACGCUACCUGUGGUCUAGUGGUCUACCUGCUGGCCACAGUGACCGUGGUCUCGGCCAUGUUCUCAGAUUGGUUCCAGGCCACGGUGAAAGGCACAGCCUGGUGGGCUUUCCUCCUGCUGCCCCUCUUCCCCGCCCUGGUGGUGAUGAACCAGAUCACUAAUGCCUACCUGCCCCGCAAGAAGAUCACCAGCUAGGAAACACAUAGCACAAGCAGAUUUGCUUUAUUCACUUGGUGGUCAUUUUGGAUUUACGUUUUGCACAGAAGCUCAGAGAAUCAGAUGGAAGCAAGAGUACCCCGCUAAAACAUUGACGAGAAAACAACUAAAGCAAACAGCUUGCUGGUCGUCCCACAGACUGUGAAAACAUGGGUGUCUGUCUUUCACUGCAAGUAUCUGAAGAGAAGUUUGGUAGCCUGGACUUUACUGCUUGCCAAGAUCUUUGUCAGAGCCAGAAAUUCUUCAUUUGGCAAAAGGCCAGAGUCUGAGGGAAACUGAGAUUAGACAUGCAAAAACACCAUAUUUGAUUUUGAUAAUCUGUGUUUACUAACAGUAAGUCUGUACCCUCAAAUUGAAUGAUUUCUUUGUGCACUCAGAUUAAUUUCUCUGAUACCUCGAGGACUCAGCAAUUUUUCAGUUUUCUUAAAGCCAGCAUCUAGUGGCCAGUAGAAGAACUGCAACUUAAAACACUGACUUUGGCAUCUUUGGCAUCCUCAAGCUCUGACUCCUGCUGAAAUAAUAAACUGUCAAAGAAUCUGAUGACACUAUGCAUAAUAUGUGGGCUAUCAUGCCAAGUGUACAUGCUUGGAACUGAAAAUGUACUGGAGGCAAUCCCAUAGCUGGAGCUGGCUGACACCUAAAUGUCUUUCAUCUGUUGCAUCCCCAGAGGAAUAUUUUCACUUGGUAUGUAAUGAAAACAAAAGUCUCAAAGACAGUGUAUAUAGACUGGUUUCUGAGUGGAUCUGAAGCACCUACUGCUGUUUGUGUGAGGACACAGCCUUAGUGAUGAAAGUGCUGUGGAUUGUUGCACCAGCCUGUAAAUUCUAUUUAUUUAUUCAUUUAUGAUAUUUUUGUGUUGUGUCUGUCUUGGUUGCUUAGAGGUGCUACAUGUAGCAUUUUAGCAUUAAAAUUUCAUCAAUAAGUAUUUCCUAAUAUUCAGUCCCUCCAGGAUGUUGCGAUGACAAUAAUUUGUGCAAACUCAGCCAAUCCCUGUGAUUCUGCACAAUCUGUCAAUUUUAUUCAACCACUGCAACUUUACUGCUUAAACAGGUAAAAUCUCAUUUAAGUUGCAUGCAGUGUAUUGAUGGCUUUCUGUUUAUCGUGACACUAGCUCACUGCUGCAGGACUGGAGCUCUGUGCCUGGGACCGAGUCCCACACACACAGUGACAGGGCCAACAGUUCACACAACUAUCAUUAUCCAAUGUCCAAUAACAGGUUUAACUACAAAGGUUAGGAGUCAGAGGUUGUGAUGAGAUCAUAAUGUGCUGUGGUAGUUUGUACUAACAGGGCAGAGAGUGCAGGAAGAGAGCGGCUCACGGAGACAGUUGACAAUCAGCUGUUGCAAACAUUUGCCAAAUUCCGGAGGAACUUAAUAUUAAAAUUGAAUCAAAUGACGACAUGUAAAGUGAAAGCGGUCACUUGCAGCUGGUGAAUACAGUGGAGCAUUUAGCGGCUAAAGCAGGAUAUUUUUUUUCAGGAGUUGUUGGUGACCAAACCAGAGCUAAAAGGAGAGUGGAGUCAUCAGAUGGACACAAACACCACUCCAAAUGAAUGCUUAUGUUGCUCUUUGAUACAACUGUUUUCUAACACAUUAGCCAUAAUGUUGCUGCAGAGUGCUUCUGUUCCUUAUUGGCCACAAAAAUUAAUCAAUUCAAAUUUAUUAGAGCAGAGAGAGCCACAGGGAUGUCGAGACAGCACUACAAUGGUUGUAAACAAAUGAGAUCAUUGUAUUGUUAAUAUUGUUUUUUAGGGACAAUGGCAUGGCUGGAUAGGUAGCUAGUCUUGUUAAACAUACUGUCAAAAUACAUUUACUGUUUUUCAACUAUACACAGUGUUACUGACUGUGAAUCUUGCUAGCAUAACAUUAGCUCUCUGGCUCAUAGCUGAGCAAACACAGCUGGCACUGGAAGUUAAUUUGACGUCAGAAAGAUGUCAAACUCUUACGUCCGACAGACGUUAAAUUAUGGUUGGAAUGAAAAUUGGAUUGAUGAUAUUUUUACUGUCUAAUGACAUUAGAAUUUCACAUUGUGUGGACAUUAACAGUAUGACGUAUCGCAGAUGUUGGGUUUUAGUCUCCAUACCUCAUAACUAAAUGUGGUUAUUCUACUUCAAACUGAUGUUAGCAUUAGACGUUGCUCUGACAUUGAGUUUUGGUUACCUGAUGUCACAACUUAAAUUCAACCAAAUAUCAACGGCUAAUGACGUUGUUGGCCAGCUGUGAAAGGUUCUCCCAUUGCCAAGUCGUAUCUAAGGUUUGUCAUAUUUACUGGAGUAGUUGAACGUUUCCAUUGCAUAUGAAACUUAUGGGAUACCAGGGAAACUGAGUUAUGGCUCUUUAAAAACUUUAGAUUUUGAUUGUAAAAUAAGUGGUCUUCGAAAAACAUCAGCUUUAGCAUCAUCAUUGGUGUUAGGAAAUGGUUUUCUUGAUGAUGCCUCAUUUGAUUAUAAAAAUGCUAGCAUUGCUAACCUAACUGACUCCUGAAAAUCUACAUGUAGCACCUCUAGUUCUGUCACUAUGAACAUGUGACCCCUUUCUGUCUUUUAAGUGGUUGUUUGUUAGCCAUGCUCUCAGUGUUUUGUUUGCUUUUAUAAUCAAUGGGAAAAAUGAACAUGCAUUCACUCACGUGUUGCUUUGUCAUACAAGGCCAAAGGCACAAGCUUUCUUCUAGCAAAUAUGUCAUCAAUCAGUUCCUCCAGGAACCGUACUAAAAUAAACCAAUCCCCUAUCAGAAGACCUGAAAACUGAACCAAUCCCUGCACUUUUCCAUCCAAUUCAGAACUAUUGUUAAGAGCCAAGGUCAAUAAAUCUCAACUUGGUCUCAACAACCUGGCCUCCUCUAAAUCUCACCAAACUACUAAUACAUUUCUACCAAUCUACAACUAUUUUUACCAACAAACUAACCAUUUGAUACUCUAUAUGGAGCUUGUUGGGAAGGAUACACAGCACGGGAGGAAGCACGACCUGACAGGCCAAAUUCAGGGCAAAUAAAAGUCUGAAGCGGGUAGUUUUCUAGAAAAGCAGCUGCAGUUUGUGUUAUUUUAAGCUGCAAUAAUCAGGACAACACUCGGUGAGACCCUGGUGAGACAGAUGAAUGUGGACCUAUUAAACCUGAUGCACAAAGACCUAUUGGAUGUACUGAUCCUCCAGCACCUUGCCUCAACCUCUUUUUAUUAGUCACUGCUAGGCAGCUUAUGCAAAUAUAAAUCCGUAGUGGUGUUUCCUUUUUGACAUAAUACUAAGUCGAUUAUAAAUCAUUGGAUGGCCCUCAGACUGCAAGCAGUGAUAUCGACUGUGUCGUGAAAGCUGAAGUAGGUAACUGUUAUAAAAAUAACUUUUUGUGAUAUUUGCUGAAACUGUCACUGUAUCCUGACAGUAGUACAUUAGAUAUUGUGUGAAAACAAAAUCUGGUUCCUCCUAGUGCUGCUAAUGGCCUUUGCAAGAAUCCACUGCGCCUGAACCAAAACAACAAAUCAGAGCCAGGGGAAGUCAUUAAUCCAGCUGUUGAUCAUGUCAACCACUGCUUGUGCACAGGAUGUUUAGCCAACAACAGCGCACAGAGCAAAGACAAGUAAAAAUUAGAAGACCAUUGACUAAAAGCCUGCUUUCACUUCCACUGAAGAUCAACAGUCUUCUUCUCUUUACUCGUAUUUGCCAUGCUGUCGUUUGCAAAGGAGGAAUGGGGAGUUUUUUCAUUGCUCGUGGCUGUUUCUCAGCCAUUGUGUAUGCAGUGCUCCUUCUGAAGAUAUGCACUGAAGUGGGAGCAUAGUCUCCUUUGCUCUGAUUGGUUGUUUUCGUUCAAGUGCGUUGGAUUCUUGAAAAUGCCAUUAGGAGCACUAGGAGGGGCCAUAAGAACUAGAUUUUUUACACAUUAAUUGUUUAGUACGACUAUAUUACUGCAAUGGUCUUCUAGGACUUUCAAAACAAGCUGCCACACUGCCUGUCAGGAUAUAGUGACAGUUUCAUCAAAUAAAACAAAAGCUAUUUUUUAAAUAAAAGUUACCUACUACAGCUUUAAUAUAAGAGAUACUGAAAGAUAAGUCAACACAUCUUUGUCCUCCAAAAGCACUCAUCAGAUGUAGAUUGCACUUAAUGCUGGGAAAUUGUAAGAAAACCAGGAAAUAAUACACCUUCCAUGAGUUCAUUUGCAGACUGGGUUUGACCUUUUAGCUGUAUUUCAUGAAAAUCAGGGUUUCUACUGAUAAGAUGAGGAUUUUUUUCCUCAACUUUUUUCUUUCCUGCUUUUGUUAGCAAUUUUCUAUGUGAUUUAUGAAAACAUGUACUGCAAUAAAUGUACAAAAGUGUAAGUACUUUGCCUUGAUGAGGGAGUGGAAAUCAUAAUUCCAGAUUUAAUGUGAAUUUUGUAACUUCUUUACCUUUUUUGGUCCUACUGAGCACAACUCGCUCACAAAUAAACGUAUUCUGUGUUCAACGUGCUACUCAAGUCUUUGCAUUACGAGUCUGUUCAGAGUGUUAAUGAGGUAAUCAGAAUGUAAGUUGUAGGUUUGUAUUUAUCCAAUCCUUGUCAGCAGGUUGCUGCCUGUGAACCUUCUGUAAUAAACAAAUAUCUACAUUUGAAUUUGUAGUGUUUGUUUCUAUCUCUAAUGAGGCAAAGCCACCCUUGAAUACCUUUUUUUUUUUUUUUUUAACUGGUGACAAACCAUUUCAUGUUUCAGACUGCAGAAAACUACAUCAGAGGAGAAAUAACUUUCUUGAGCUGUCAUUUUCACAAUCAAAGAUUUCCAGCAUAGAAGAGUGAUACCAGCCUCUACCCCUUCAGUAGUGGGAAAACAACCCAGAAUGCAAUGCAGCCUUAUGUUACUUUUAUGCUUCAGAAAUCCAAGGAUAAGGCUGCCAAUAUUCUAUAUAUUUUUCUUAUCUUUUACAAACAGGUAGCAACCUCCGGGGCUAAAAAAAUGAAGCCAACGCAGAGUGCCAAAUGCUGCAGUUCUUCUAAUGGCCACUUGAGGCCAGCUCCAAGAGCGAGUCAACCCCCAUAGACCCCCAUGUUAGAAUGCCCAACUUUACAACUGAAAUAAACAUGUUUAUAGCCUCGUACAAAAAACUGUUUUGAUCUCUGUAAUUCAUUUCCUCAUCCAUGACAGCUGUAUGGGGGAUGGAUUUUUAUAUAACACAUCCGUUUACAUUUUAUUAAAGCUUAAAGUUAUGUGUAAUUAGAGUGUGGCCGCUUUAAGUGACAGGUGGGUGAAGUCUGUUAACAAGUCGCUACCACAGCGACAAUGUUGGUUAGAUAAUACAACCAUGGAGUAACCCCAGAUUCACAGAAUAUAGGCUUAGCCGUAUCUGUUGCUAUUUCAGUGUGUUUUCAACUCAUGAAAGCUAGUUGUGACGUUUUGGUGGUCUAAAAAGUCUUGUUCAGAGCUUGGUUGGACCCAAAGACCCCCUACGGAAUUGGAUGUUCGGUUUUUCUGUUAGGUACAUUUUGUUUAAUGGUUUGAAGCCAUUUUUGCUUGCAAAAAUUAGCAUUAGCAGUAUAACAGUUAACCAUAGCUGUAAAUGCAUCGUGCUAACCAAGCUAGCAGCUAACGUUAGGUCACCUCCACCCUCUUGGACAAGAGGGCGACGUCCAAAAUGCCAAACUCAAGGCUUCAAAACAGGAGUCCACAAACCAGUGGGUGAUGUCACAGUGGCUAUGUCCAUCAUUUUUUCCAAUCUAUGUUUACAAAUCACAUGAAAAGACCCAAAUCAAUAAUGAAUGUAUUUGCUGACAAGUAUUUGUUGUGUAUCAAAGCCUAAAAUAUCUUCUUCCUUUGUACCAUAGAGCACCGUUGUUGUCCAAAAACUAUUAAAAACACAUCAAAUCCUUCAUUACCAUGAACACGCACACUGUCGUUUAUUUUGACUCAGUCCCACAUACACUGCCCUGUUGCACAAAAAUACUCAGUAGAACAGUGAUUCUUGAAUUUUUUUCAGUAAUGUACCCCCCUUAAAAUAUAUUUUUUUAAGUGACCAGUGCUAAACAUUUUUGGUUGGAAAAAAAAGCCUAUAUGAAGUGGUACAACACAGGGCUGUGCGAUCA
Molecule: messenger RNA, 7817 nt
Organism: Epinephelus moara (kelp grouper)
Lineage: Eukaryota; Metazoa; Chordata; Actinopteri; Perciformes; Serranidae
Gene: cyb561d1
Product: probable transmembrane reductase CYB561D1
Exons: 3
Coding region: 1056-1757 (233 amino acids)
Molecular function (GO): transmembrane monodehydroascorbate reductase activity
Source: RefSeq, a predicted model, not a curated record